Fusarium odoratissimum NRRL 54006 is the source of this 2793-nucleotide messenger RNA. Its product is annotated as glutathione synthetase. Gene Ontology annotation, molecular function: glutathione synthase activity; glutathione binding; ATP binding. Gene Ontology annotation, biological process: glutathione biosynthetic process. The transcript has 4 exons. Bases 527 to 2077 code for a protein of 516 amino acids. Gene Ontology annotation, cellular component: cytosol. NCBI's taxonomy places the organism in Eukaryota, Fungi, Ascomycota, Sordariomycetes, Hypocreales, Nectriaceae. The record is from RefSeq and is a predicted model, not a curated record.
UGCAUACCGAGAUCGACUAUACGCCAUUGUGUUCAGCGGGGCCCCUAGAUAUCAAUAUAUCACAUCCUCUCCACAUUAGAAUGACAACCUCGCCGGAACUGAAGAGCAAAACAAGAUAUUACCUUACCCAAUAUAAACUUCACAAUCUGCUACCCCGCUGUCGUAAAUGCCCCUCAUAAAACGCCCAAAUAAAGUACUACACGUACGCAGAGUCCUUCCAAUCCAAUUGCCGUUAAAAGGGUGAACCCAUUUGCCGUGGGUCUUCCAUGUGGUCUAUCGCCCUAAAUUAGGCAUGCUAACAUGAGAACGAGCCUUUUAUCUUCAGGUAUUCCGCGUCCCGCACCCACUGUAAUUAUUAAGCCACCCAGUUCAGCCAAGCACGCAAGCCAGCGUCUUGACUAAUACACCAAGGACUUUUCAUACUUCUCUUCCAUACCUACCUAAGGUAGUCUGUCUUUAAAAGUAUCUCUCGAUUCCAGUUACUCGGUGAACACCUCAUUGCAUAGUCUAAGUCAGUUCCAGCAUAAUGGCUUCUCUCACGGACGGGAUAUACCCACCCACUCUCAAGGCCGAAGAGAAGGACGCCCUCAUCGAGACCGUCAAGGACUGGUCAAUAGGUAAUGGCCUCGCAGUCAGGCCUCCUCCCACAGUCAUAGCCGCCGAGGCAGACCCCAAAAGCAUCGCUGCUAUCAACGUUCCUGUGACCCUCUUUCCAAGUCCAUUUCCCAAACAAUGCUUCGUGCAGGGCAAGGCAGUUCAAAAGACUUACAACGAGCUGUAUGCCUCAGUGAGCAGGGAUGAAGAGUUCUUGGCCCAAGUUGUGAAGGAGGUCUCGGAUGGUGAUGAGUUUAUUCGAAACUUAUGGGACGUUCAUACCAAGGUUAAGGCUGAGGGAUAUACACAGCCCCUGUCUCUAGGCUUGUUCCGCUCAGACUAUAUGGUGCAUCAGGAUACCGAGACCACAAAGUCUUCUUUGCAAGUCAAGCAGGUUGAGUUCAAUACCAUUGCUUCUUCUUUUGGCGGUCUUUCAACACACACCUCUGCUCUCCACAAGUAUCUUGCUACAACGGAGUACCCGAUUUUGGAAAACCCUAUUACACAAGGAUCACUAGACCUGCCCGAGAACACCAGCACUCGUGGCUUAGCAGCAGGUAUCGUGGAAGCGUACAAUAUUUAUCCCGACUCUGAACUUGGCCACCAGAAGUGUGUCAUCUUUCUCGUACAAGACGGCGAGAGGAACAUCUUCGACCAACGCCAUCUUGAAUAUCAAAUCGCUAGCUCUUCGUCAUCUAUCCCUGUGUUCCGACUACCUUAUUCCCAAAUCCUACAGCACAGCAAGAUUGCAGACACCUCUAAACGCCAGCUUCUGUACAUCCUUCCAAGAAACCGUUCAAAGAUUUACGAAGUUGCUGUGAUCUACAUGCGAUCUGGAUAUGGACCUUCUGAUUACCCUGAUCAACAAGCUUGGCAGGCUCGUUAUCACCUGGAGAGGUCGAAUGCUAUUAAAUGCCCUAGUGUCCUGACUCAAUUAGCUGGAACGAAGAAGGUUCAACAAAUUCUCGCAACACCGCGCCCUUCCACAGAGUCCUCGGCUCUUAGUAGGUUCAUUCGCGAUGACACGGAUGACGCAACUGAGCUGUGGCGCACAUUUACCAACAUCUACCCGAUGGAUAGCAGCGAUGCUGGCCUUGAGGCUCGGAAGAAGGCCCUCGACCCCAAGAUUUGCCAAAAUUAUGUGUUGAAGCCCCAGCGUGAAGGUGGUGGCAACAACAUCUAUCGAGGUGCUAUUCCAGACUUCCUCAAAUCUGUUCCCGAAUCCCACUGGGGGUCUUAUAUUCUCAUGGAGCUCAUCACUCCCCCACCAGUCACUAACAUCAUUCUUCGCAAUGGCAAUCUAGAGCAAGGCGGUGUUAUUUGCGAGCUGGGGAUCUAUGGUACUUGCAUAUGGGACCAGAGCACAGGCAAAGUUCACCACAACGAGGAAGCCGGGUAUCUUUUGCGCACAAAGGGCGAUAAGAGCGAGGAAGGUGGGGUCGCUGCUGGUUUUGGAUGUAUGGACAGUUGUGCGCUGGUGUAGAUGCUCUCAGAUUUCCGGAAUAGCUCUUUCAGCAUCCAUAUCGACACCGUACAAUUUCUUGUUGACAAGCAUGCCUGCCUUCCUAGAGGAAUCCUUACCUGCUGUAUUAGAAACUUGCCGAAAAGGAGAAGAAUCCACCAUGCGUCUAAAGAGCUGAGGUCACACAUACUUAUGAUCAUGGUUUACGGAGUAGUGCUUUCACAGCCCCUCCCGAACCAUAGCCGCUAUUCUGUAGCCUGUAUGUGUAAGCACACGAUGAAGGAAUAAGUGUGUGAUCAACAACGUUUAUUGCAUCAUGGUAUCAUACAGAUCCUCCUAAGGUUGUGCACAACGCUCAUCGUACAUUACAUCCAUACAUUAACAUCCAACAAAAGAAACCGGUCAUGGUGAGAGAGGAGAACAAGUAGGCAGAAGACUACGGCCAGGCGAUUUAUUUGCGACCAUGUUUCAAGAAGGAAUUCCAUUGAUAUUUGCUUCUUACUCGCCCUGCUCAGGAGCCUGGGGACGUCGGAGAACCUCGAGGUUGCCUCAAGAAGGGUUAGCUGUGGUGGAUAGUAUCUAGGGAGGAGUAAACAUCAUACGCUGGACAAUGUUGAAGCUGCUUCGGUUCUGACCGUUGGAGUCGGUGUAGUUGCUCAAGGAGGCAUCACCCUCGACGUAGACGCUGGCACUAUGUAAUGGUCAGCACAAAUACCACGUGUUGUAAUUGUCUUCAG